Molecule: messenger RNA, 1206 nt
Organism: Lathyrus oleraceus (garden pea)
Lineage: Eukaryota; Viridiplantae; Streptophyta; Magnoliopsida; Fabales; Fabaceae
Exons: 3
Coding region: 1-1206 (401 amino acids)
Source: RefSeq, a predicted model, not a curated record
AUGACCAUCGACGCUUCCGCCGUUGGUGCGCUGAUGAAUAAACCAUACCUCGAAGCUUGCGCUCUCAUUGAAAAUAUGGGACAAAACCAUUACCAAUGGGGAACAACACAUGCAUCAGUAGAAAAAAAAGUAACCAAAGGAGAACCCCCAAAGAAAAUUGUUGUGACUACACCUGAGAAGCAAGUAGAGGAACCAGUAGAGCCUGAGAAACAAAAAGAUGAAGAAGCUAAAGAUAAGGAAGGAGUGAAGGAUAACAAAGUAUAUAUACCACCCCCUCCUUAUAAACCACCAAUUCCUUAUCCACAAAGAUUAAAACAAACCAAAUUAGAUAAGCAAUACAAAAAGUUCAUAAAAGUAGUUGAGAUUCCAUUCACUGAGGCUAUUAUCCAAAUACCCUCUUAUGCUAAAUUCCUUAAAGACAUCUUAACCAACAAACGAAAUCAUGUUAUUGAUAAAGCACUUCUGGACUUAGGAGCCAAUGUAAGCUUAAUGACUUUAGCCGUUUGUAAUGGGUUAAACCUAGGAGAAAUGCAACCAACUAGGACAUCCCUUCAAUUAGCCGAUAGAUCCGUUAAAUAUCCAAUAGGCAUAUUAAAAGACAUUAUAGUUAGGAUUGACCAACUCUAUAUUCCAACAGAUUUUAUUGUCAUGGACAUUAAAGAAGACAACAAAAUCCCAAUCCUCCUAAGUAGACCAUUAUUAUCAACGGUUGGAGUCAUCAUAGAUGUCAAGAGAGGAAAGAUGAAUUUUGAAGUAGGUGAUGAAAAAGUAGAAUUUAUACUAUCCAAAUUCCUUAUGGAACCAACCAUGGAUGACUUAUAUUAUGCCAUCAAUAUCAUUGAUGAAUGCAUAAGAGAGUUAAACCAAAAAGAACCCGCUGAAACGGUUAAAUUACCCUCGACCCCCAUAAUGGAGGACGACGAAUUUAAAAUUUUAAUAGAACCUUAUAUAGAUGACAAUAUUUAUGAAUGCUUAACAUCUACCCCAGACCAUAUUUCAUGUCCUAAGAAACCAUCAAUAGAGCUUAAGGAGCUACCCAAGAAUCUGAUAUACGAGUUUUUGGACGAAGGACUAAAUUGUCAAGUCACAAUUAAUGCAACCUUAAAUGGUGAUGAGACCAAUAAACUCUUAGAUGUCUUAAGAAAGUAUCCCACAACUCUAGGUUAUAACAUUUCAGAUCUCAAAGGGAUAAGUCCAUCCAUGUGA